GUAUCUGAGGCAGUCCGGUCGAACAUCCUACCAGUUGUCUGCCGGCCCUACCGAUAUGUUGAAAAUAGAUAGAGCAGUAAAACCGUGCUUAAAUAGUGUGCUGAUGCUCAUGGUCAUCAUAGGAAAUGUGAUAUGCAAGGAGACAAGGCAAACUCAACUGUUGAAGCAACCGAGGGAGACAAACCCCUUCAACUUUGUAAGACUACUCAUCAUGCGGUUAGUCUACGGAUUUGCUGUCAUGAUGGGAUUUGAGGAAAGUCUGACAGAAGUGGCCAAUGGAGCGUUUGUACCACCUGGAGUAGAUGACGACUACGGAGGACUCGACUACAGCAGGGACUCGGACUAUGCUUACUCAGACAACGACGAUUAUUACUGAUUAAUUGCAAUUUCUAUAUAAAAAAUUACAAAGUAAGAAA
This is a messenger RNA of Macrosteles quadrilineatus (aster leafhopper), 416 nucleotides long. RefSeq lists its product as uncharacterized. The transcript is spliced from 3 exons. The record is from RefSeq and is a predicted model, not a curated record. Bases 56 to 376 code for a protein of 106 amino acids. NCBI's taxonomy places the organism in Eukaryota, Metazoa, Arthropoda, Insecta, Hemiptera, Cicadellidae.